Messenger RNA from Eruca vesicaria subsp. sativa (arugula), 1975 nucleotides. The record is from the annotation of a GenBank genome assembly. Lineage: Eukaryota; Viridiplantae; Streptophyta; Magnoliopsida; Brassicales; Brassicaceae.
UAGACAGAUGGCGACAUGAGAAAGAGAGAGUGGAGAAGAAGAAAAGAAUUACGAUCAAAGAAAUAAGACAUCUUUCUCUAUACGUUUUCACAUUACAAACUCAAAGCAAAAAAAAGAAAAGAAAACUGUAUUUUUCAUUUUCGAUCUAAAAAGUGAAAUCUAACCUUUGCUUUAGUCUUUAGAGAUCGUUUUGGUGAUUCUUGUUUUGAUUAGUUCUUGAUAUGGAUCAGCAUCAUCAGCUUCACCAGCUUCAAUACCUCAACAAACAUCAUCACCAUCUUCAUCCUCAAUCUCAAACUCCCGAGCUAGCUUCUCCGGCUACAGGGGAUAGGUUUCCACAGUGGAGCCUAGAAGAGACUAAGGAGUUAAUAGCCAUAAGAGGAGAGUUGGAUCAAACUUUCAUGGAGACUAAGCGUAACAAGCUUCUUUGGGAAGUUGUCUCUAACAAGAUGAGAGACAAAAGCUUUCUUCGUAGCCCUGAACAGUGCAAGUGCAAGUGGAAGAACCUCGUCACUCGCUUUAAGGGAUGUGAGACAAUGGAGGAAGAGACAGCAAGACAACAGUUCCCUUUUUAUGAUGAUAUGCAAAUUAUAUUUGCAAGUAGAAUGCAAAGAAUGUUAUGGGCUGAAUCCGAGGGAGGAGGAGGAGGGGGAACAAGCGGGAUAACGAGAAAGAGAAGUCACUCAGAGCAGUUUUCUUCAGAUGAGGAAGAAGAGAACGUGAAUGAAGAGCUAGUAGAUAUCAGCAAUGAACCCAAACCCCUAAACCCGAAAAAGAACAUUGCAAAGAAGCGAAAAGGCGGUAUUAGUAAUAGUAGUGGUGGUGCUAAUAAUAGUGUAAGAGAGGUUUUGGAUGAGUUUAUGAGACAUCAGCUGAGGAUGGAGAACGAGUGGAGAGAAAGAUGGGAGGUUAGGGAGAAGGAGAGAGCAGAGAAAGAAGAAGAGUGGAGAAGGAAGAUGGAGGAGCUUGAGAAGGAGAGGAUGGCUAUGGAGAGGAUGUGGAGGGACAGAGAGGAACAAAGGCGGUCGAGGGAGGAGAUGAGGGCAGAGAAGAGGGAUUCACUAAUCAAUGCAUUGCUUGCUAAGCUUACUAGAGAUGGUUCUUUCUAGCUUUACUAUUUUAACGUAAGUUAAGUUGGUCUCUUUCUAUGCAUGUUUGAGGUGUAGUUUAGUCAUUUGGUGGGAAUAGUUAGUAUAUUCAUGGAAAAAAAAAACUCAAUACUCAUAAUAUUGAGUUUUUAGUGGGACUUUAGGAAUAUAUUAACCCCACAUUCUUUUUUCUCCAUGCUACUACUGAUUCUGGUUAAUCUAUUGGGCCAUGUUAUAAUUUGCAUACCAUUUAUCUCAAUGUGAUAAUGGUUUUCCAAGUCGGUCACCGACCUCUUAUGGCUCAUCAGUUCAUGAUACUCUCUGAAAACUACAGGUAUUGUCGUUUAUAUAAAAAUAAUAAUUUAAAAUGAGUAUUUUCAGUAGUUUGUAAUCAUUUAAUAUUAUUAGAAAAAAAAGAAAAUGAAUUAUAUUUUGGAAUUUAUGAUUCAAAGAAAUUUUAGGAUACUGAAUUUUGCUGAAAAAAGUUGAACAUAAGAAGUGGCAGACAUAGUUAUUUCUCCCACGUCUGGAUUCAAAAUUUUCAAACAAUAUUUUUUGUUUCUUCUGUAUUUGAUAUCAACAUGAUAACUAGUUACAUGCAAUUAUAUCUUCGUGGCCCAUAAGAAUAUCAAAAAUUAUAAUCAUAUCAAGGAAUGUAUUAUAUGCAUAAAGAAAAGAAGGUACACGCGUUUAGCUUUGGCGUUUAGGUGAAUGAAUGAGAGAACCGUGUAUCGUCUCGUUGAAACUUGAAAGGGACAACAAGACAUACUGUCAGUGACAUUGACCUUUUUGUUUGGCAAAGCCAAUGCCACAACUUGUCUCCUUCUGACUCGAGGUCGGUCCUCAAACUCCAUUUCCGAUUUAGUUGGUUGGUAUUUAUACUUUCA